AUCAUAAACGCAACUUGUUGUAUAUUCGAAGUAUUUAAAUUUCUUAUAAGAGGUGCAUGCUUGUGCCAGCCUAUGAGCUCGCCGGAGGGGGCCCCUCAAGGCCAUGCGCGAGGUAGAUCAACGGCUAGGCCUCAACCUGGAAUUCCUUGAUGCCGUAUCUCAAUUGGAUGAUAGCGCUACACAAACCGAGGAUCUGGAGAAGUUGCGAUCAGCUUGUAGUCACUCCGGAGAGCUGGAGGAACUGCAAGAUCUGCUCCACUUCCCUGAAGAGGUUGCCCUCCGCCUCGCUGAUGCAGAGUAUCAGUUAUUUUAUCAAGUUCCACCAAUCGAUUAUUUACGACAGGUGACACUAGAUUUGGGUAGUGUGGGUGGCUCCUCAACUCACACAGAAGCCCCAUUACCACAAACGAGUAAUGCUCGUUCUACAGUGGCAAAUUUAAUAAAACGUUUCAAUGAGGUAAGCGCUUGGAUAACGCAAUUAAUUAUAAGUCAACCUACUCAUGAUGAACGCCGAGCAGUCUUAUCGUGUAUCUUGCGGGUGGCAUUAUCCUGCUGGAACAUCGGUAAUUUUAACGGUGCUAUGGAAAUUAUUGCCGGCCUCAAGUCCACUAAACUACGACCAUUUUGGCUAUCAAUUACGGAAAAAGAAACACUACCUAUACUGGACUUUCUAUCAGCUGCCUUAUUAUCAGCAGAAUAUGAUCGAGCAUUAUCUCGUGCUCUCGAUAUGGCUGAAUGUCGUGUUGUUCCAUUUUUUGGUGCUUUUCUUCGUGAAUUGCGUGAAAUUUUGGCAUCAACACCAUCACUUAUUAUGCUCGAACCACAUAAUCAAGGAAAUUAUGGGGUUAAUCCACCACAAAGUAAUGCAAACACAUCGACACAAAGUACCUCUGGCUAUGAACGGAGUAGUAUGAGCAGUACAGACGGGGGUGGUGGAAGGCAUCAUAGGCAUCAUCAUCAUCGCCAUCAUGAUCAUCGAUCGUCUUCUCCGUCAUCUCAAAAUACCAACGCACCAGCUGGAACAUAUUCACCAAAGCAUGGUAGCAGGGAACAACGAUAUCACGGCCAUCGACAAGUAUUCAUAUCCGAUUAUAAUGGUGAAGAUCAUUACUUCACACGUAUAGGACCUGGUAGUUUAAUAAAUUUGGAAAAAAUAUAUCGAACACAAGCUGUAAUGGAUCAUAUAUCAACGUUUCAUCAGCACUUUCAUAACCGAAAUCGAUGUUCACCGAGUAAUAAUUUUAUCGAUUACUUAAAAUCGGUUUCAAUAGCUGGCGGUAGAGUCCUUCAAGCUACACCACCAGAGAAAGUUGAAUUGGAUGAAGAAUAUGAAACAGAAGUUGAUGCAUAUCAUCCUGUACAACCGUUAACUAACGAUCACGGCGUUAGUUUUGUAUCGAUAACAUCUCCAUUAACAGGAAUUGAUCAACACAUAUUACAAAUUUUACAUCAUGGCACUACUGCAGUUAUGUUAGAAAGUGAUGGAACUAGUUCGAGUGGAGGCGGAAGUAGUGGUAUUGGUGGUGUUGGUGAUAGUGGUACAAGUGGCCGUGGGGCAGUACUUUUAUAUGUACGGCUGGACCGUGCGGGAGUAACGCUUACAUGGAGUCGACCUUGUUGGAGUGCUUUGCGGGCCGGAGCACUUUAUUUUGAAGACACUUCAUCGAAUUCAGCAUCUUCGUCACAAUUUACUGCUGAUUUUAAUUUAUCUGCCAAUCCUGAGGAAACUCUUUCUCCAGGAUUACUAUCAAAACUAUCUGCCCAAACUGGCCUUGAUUCAAAUACGAAUAAUUCAACCUUAGAUGAAGGAUAUUUAGAUUUAAUGUACGUGAAAGAAUUAGUUCUUGGUGUUCGGGAAACAGAACGUGAAGCUGAAAUUUCAAUUAUUGCAAGAAGAUUUGGUAUUGCUUACGGAUCAGAUCCUUGUUGUUUAAGCUUAAUGUAUGGUUAUUCAUUAAGUGAUAAUCGAAUAAUUUAUAUGUUAUUACCCCCUGUUCUAUGCAGAUUGUGGUAUGCAGGAUUAGGUUGGCUGAUAAAGGGUAUUGCUAGACAAUUACGCCUAGCAGAUCGACGAAUAUUAUGGCUAAAAGAACAAUAUUUACAACUUUACUAUGAAGAUGCUUGCUGUUGUGGACCGUUAGCCGCUGACGCUAUUCGAGCUUUUGGUGGUAGAGAUUGGUCUUUUGCAACAGUAACGCAAAGUGGUAUUCAACCAGGAGAUUUAUCCGGUGCAUUGAAAAGAGAAGCAUCAGUUAAAAUUAAGAAAAAACAAUUAAUUCAAGGUAAAAGAGAUUCUCGAACUCAUUUAAUGGACCCCAUUGCUAUUGCAACUGACAGUUAUUGGAGAAAUCCAACACACCAUAGACAAUCUACACCUGCAAGAUUCUCAGAGCCACAGCCAGAUGUCGCACGCCAUCACAGUUUAGGACAUUUGGCAUAUACAACGCAGCCAAAAUUCGAUAGAGAACGUCAUGGAUCGAUGGAACAACUUUGGCAUGGACGACAUCCGAGAGUUGGAUUUAUUUUAUACGAAACUCAAUUAGAUUUUGUUGAUUUUGUAGCGUUAUUUCGUUCAUUCAGCCUUUUGAUGAGAAAAGAUCUGCGUGAUUUAUUUGAUCAGCUGGCAAUUUCGUAUAGAAGUAUGACUGGAACUAAUUCAUCACCUAAAGUAAACGGCGUUAAAGUAUCCUUAGAACUAGCUACCUCAAAAAAACCACAAAGGAUAGGCCUCUUCACGAGAAAUAGUUCAUCAGAAUUGGCUGGUGUAACGACCACAAACUCACAAAAGAAAAUAUUUGAUGCCAUAGCUGCAGCAAGUAUUUUUUCAAACUGUGCUGGAAUCGAUUCGUCAAACAGUCAAGUAAUUACAUUAUCUACAUUUACAAAAUUUCUGGAAACUCGACAAAUGGAAAAUUGGUCAACCAGCGACGUUAAAGCUUUAAUUCAGAGGCAUGAACCUGAUCCAGUAUUACGUUCACAAGACUGUUUGUCGUUCGAAGGUUUUGCACGUUAUUUAAUGGACAAAGAUAAUUUUGCAUUCAUAAAUGAACGAGAAGUACCAAAAGAUCAAGAUAUGUCUAGACCUAUGUCACACUAUUACAUAGCAUCUUCACAUAAUACUUAUUUAACGGGACAUCAGCUAAAAGGGGAAUCAUCUGUUGAACUAUACUCUCAAGUAUUACAAUCGGGAUGUCGUUGCGUUGAAUUGGAUUGUUGGGAUGGUGAUGAUGGUUAUCCAAUGAUUUAUCAUGGACACACUUUUACCACAAAAAUACCAUUUAGCGCCGUUGUAGAAGCAAUAAAUCGUAAUGCCUUUGUUACAUCAUCAUUUCCUGUUAUUUUAUCAUUAGAAAACCAUUGCUCUUUACAUCAACAAACAAAAAUGGCACAAAUAUUUCAAAGAAUUUUUGGUGAUAAAUUAGUAACAAACUUUUUAUUCGAAACGGAUUUUAGUGAAGAACCAUUCUUACCUUCACCAAUGCAAUUAAAAAAUCGUAUUUUAAUUAAAAAUAAAAAAUUAACAGUCGAUUUACAACCAACAUUGACUACUACAACUUCUGCCCCGAUGGGAGUAGCUAUAAGAACUGCAACGGGAGUUAAACAUUCGGGUGGUCGCACGAGCUCGAUAAUUUCCAAUACUAGUUCAAGUUCAUUUAACGAUGACUUUAGCGAUGACGAAUAUGAUGAAGAUGAAGAAGAUGAAAAUUUAGACGAUAAAAAUUUAGUUUCCAUCUUACAUUCAAGUCCUUCUAAUAUGCCUUCAACCACGAGUGGCGGAGGUAGUAAUGAAGCAUCUCCACGUUCAUGUGUAGGAAUGGCAUCGCAUGCAAUUUCAAAAACAAGCUCUACCAAACGUAUUAUUGCCGAUGAUAAAACAAAAAAACGUAGUAGUCAAAUAGCAAAAGAAUUAUCAGAUAUAGUUGUAUAUGUUCAGGCCAUUAAAUUUCGAGGAUUAAAUACUGUCAGUCCGAGCAGUUCAGUAAAACAGCGACCUGUACCACCAAGAACUUCAAGUUCAGGUAGUUCGAUAAUGACAGUUUGUAGUGGAUCAGGAUCGGCAUCAAAUGUCAGCAGUUCUGGAGGAGCAACUACAACUGGAAUAUCGUCCGCUGAUACCGAAGCAUCAGCAAUGGAAAUGGAGUAUGCAUCAUCAAGUUUAAAACCACCACGAGCCAACUAUAAUCAUCCAUGCUAUCAAUGCUCAUCAAUUAAUGAAAAUACUGCAAAAAAAUUGUGCCGAAAACAACCAUUAGCAUUAGUUGCGCAUACACAAACACAAUUAAUGCGCACAUAUCCAGCUGGAAUGCGAAUCGAUUCCUCCAAUUUUAAUCCUGUAAUUUUUUGGGCUUUUGGUAUACAAAUGGCAGCUUUAAAUUAUCAAACCGAAGACCCAUCAUUGCAAUUGAAUACAGCUUUAUUUGAAUCAAAUGGGAAAUGUGGAUAUGUUUGUAAGCCAGAAGUAAUGUGGGAUCGUACUCAUGUCAUGUAUCGACGAUUUAACCCAUGGGAUAAAGAAUUUGAUGGAUUACAUUCAUCACAACUUUUAAUAAACGUUGUGUCAGGGCAAUAUAUCAAUCAUGCAAAUAUCAAUGCCAGUACAUUUGUUGAAGUUGAAAUUAUUGGAAUUCCUAUUGAUUGUAACAAGCAAAAAACUAGAGUCGUACAAAAAAAUGCAUUGAAUCCAAUAUGGAAUGAUACAUUUUUCUUUCGUGUGAUGUUUCAUGAUUUAUCAUUUAUUCGAUUCAAUGUGUAUGAAUCACCGACGAAUCACCUAAUUGCACAACGUGUAAUACCUUUGAAAGGUUUACGACCUGGUUACAGACAUUUAAGAUUACGUACAGCACAAAACAAACCGUUAAAUAUGUCUACACUGUUCAUAUAUUCUCGUACAGAAGAAGAAAGUUUGGAAAAUACUGGAACAAGUGAAACGGAACCUUGUAAUAAAGAUACAACGGAAACAGAUGAAAGUGGAACAAAAAAUACUACACCAUAUACGGGAAUAUCUGGAACACCAUUAUGUGUGAAACGUAAAAUGUUCUUUUUGAUGGUGUAUGGUGUUUUAAAUGAAGAGCCUUAUACAAUUUUAAAAAUUACUCAAGAAAGUACCACACAAGAUGUACUUAUGCAGUGUCUACAAAAAAUGAACCUGCCAGCAGAUCGUGUCAAUGAUCAUAUUUUAGUUGAAGAAGUUGCAAGGGGAUGGGAGAAAAAAGAUCAUGAAUUACCUGCAACUCAACGAAUUUUAGAUCUACAAGAACGUCCUCUUCAAGCUCAAUCCAAAUGGAAAGGAGAAGGUCGAUUCUUAUUGAAACGAAUGGGUGAUGAUCCAAGUAGUCGUGCAUGGCUAUCGUCAAUUCGUAGUGUAGCAAAUCGUGAACGAGAGGCCCAAGCAUCUGAGAAACCUAAUGCUUGGGAUGAACAUGACAAUUUUUUAGUUUGCAUAUACAAUGUAUCACCAGAAAUACCAUACGCAAUCUUAAAAGUUCCUUUAGGAUCUACUGCUCAAGAUGUAUUAGCUCAAGCACUUGUUAAAGCACGUCGUUUAGAAGAUCCUAUGAAUUUUGUAUUAGUAGAAGAAUUAGAAUGGGCUGGAUCUGGUGGACAUCAACAAAGAGCAUUGGCAGAUGAUGAAAAUGUAUACAGCACACAAUCUCAUUGGCAAACAAUUGGGCGAUUUAUUUUGCAAGAACGUGCCCACGCAACACCAACAUCUUUGCGCCGUAAUCGAGUAACCACAAAUCUAAGAUUAGCAACUUUAGACCGUAUAAGUCGAGGAUUAAGUGCUGCUCGAUCCGCUGCAUCGAAUAGUAUAAAGGCACCUGUUCAAGCAGCAUUAAGUGAUCCAACCACGGCAAAAAUGAAAGAGUCUAGAAAGUCUUCUACUGGAGGUCUAAUAAGAGGUAAAGGUAAUUCUGAGAAAGAAACAUUAAGUACACAACAAAGAUCGCAAUCUUUACAAUGUCAACGUGAAGUUCAUUCAGAAGGUGAAACUCUAAGUGAUGAAGAUAGUAAGGAAUCUGACUUAAUGUCAACAGUGUCACGAUUAAAAAAAGUAUCUUUAAAGAAAUUUAAAGAGUGGAAAUCUUGACUCUUUCAGUAAAUUUUAAUUUUUACUUGAAGGAGUCAGAUUUUUUUUAUAAUUUAUUG
Messenger RNA from Chrysoperla carnea, 6147 nucleotides. Its product is annotated as 1-phosphatidylinositol 4,5-bisphosphate phosphodiesterase epsilon-1-like. The transcript is spliced from 15 exons. The record is from RefSeq and is a predicted model, not a curated record. The coding region runs from base 104 to 6088 and encodes 1994 amino acids. Gene Ontology annotation, biological process: small GTPase-mediated signal transduction; lipid metabolic process; phosphatidylinositol-mediated signaling. Gene Ontology annotation, molecular function: phosphatidylinositol-4,5-bisphosphate phospholipase C activity; guanyl-nucleotide exchange factor activity. Lineage: Eukaryota; Metazoa; Arthropoda; Insecta; Neuroptera; Chrysopidae.